Closterium sp. NIES-65 is the source of this 1197-nucleotide messenger RNA. The record is from the annotation of a GenBank genome assembly. NCBI's taxonomy places the organism in Eukaryota, Viridiplantae, Streptophyta, Zygnematophyceae, Desmidiales, Closteriaceae.
AUGGCUACCGGAGACGAAGUUCUCGACCAACUUUUCCACCCUCUUCCACAGCAGAUCAUCUUGCGGUCCACGACCACGUCCCCCACCACACUCACCGUUGACCUCCUCGAGGAGCGCCUCCUAAUAGCUGAGAAGAGUAUAGUCGCUGUAGGAGCCUCUCGUGGUGACCCUCGUGCCCCCUUCUUUGAGGGGUGCCCCCCCUCCCCCCUUUUGCCCUCUGUUGCCUCUGCUGCUACGGUCGACCUCGUUGGCACCGAGUCGGUCGGCGCUGCGUCUGCCCCUAGCGGGAGACGCCGCAAUGGCAAGGGCAAGGGGGUAAGGGCGCUGAAGGAGCUGGCGGGGGCGGUGAAGGUGGCGGUGGAGGUGGCGGUGGAGGCGGCGGAGAGGGUGGGGGUGGUGGUGGGAGUGGUGGCGGGGGUGGGGGCUUCGGUGGCGGCGGUGGCGGUGGGAGCGGAGGAGGCGGCAGUGGAGGCGGUGGCGGCGGCGGCGGUGGAGCUGGUCGGGGUGGCUCUGUGCAGCGGGGCGGCUUCGGUGGUGGUCAGCGCCAGCAGCAGCAGUGCGUUCGUGAGACCCCGCCCCCCCAACAGCUUCGUGAGUGGUACGCUGCGCAUCAGCGGGGUGGGGGUGUUGGUCCCUGUGCCUACAUCCUGCGUACCGGUGACCGCACUAGUGCGCCGUGCGGUGGCCUGCACACCACCCAGCGCUGCUUCGGCCGCCUGGCGUCUCCAGUUCCCUGACGCCACUGAGAUCCCUCGCUGGGGCGAGCUGCUUAGGUCUGGGGUUGCCAUCUUUGAUCUUGAUUAUGAUGCUAUUCUUGCUGCCAUGUAUGGUGUGUCUACUAGUAAUGAGGGUGACUGUUACCUGUGUGUUCCGCCUGGCCCGGGCAUUGCGGCUGCUGCUCUAGGUGCUAGUGAGGCAGCUGCUCUAGGUGCUGGUGAGGCUGGUGCUCUAGGUGCUAGUGCGUCUGCUGCCCCAGGUGCUGGUGAGUCUGCUCUCUCAGGUACCACGUCGGCUCAGGCCUUACACACCUUCACCCUUGACUCGGGUGCUUCUCGCUCCUUCUUUCAAGACCGCACCACACUCACGCCGCUUAGUCGGCCAGUUGCGGUCUCCUUGGCUGACCCCUCUGGGGGUCCUGUCCUUGCCCACUUCUCCACUGUCUUACCGUGUCCGGCGGCCCCUUCUGUGCGGAGAUAA